This is a messenger RNA of Hypoxylon fragiforme, 1771 nucleotides long. RefSeq names its product FAD dependent oxidoreductase. Gene Ontology annotation, molecular function: saccharopine oxidase activity; sarcosine oxidase activity; flavin adenine dinucleotide binding. The record is from RefSeq and is a predicted model, not a curated record. The coding region runs from base 382 to 1668 and encodes 428 amino acids. The transcript has 2 exons. Lineage: Eukaryota; Fungi; Ascomycota; Sordariomycetes; Xylariales; Hypoxylaceae.
GUUCAGGCAGGGACUCUGUCGUGUCGCACUGUGAUUACUUCUUCAGGAAUAAAGUGGAGAACAUAUCCCCAAUUAUCAAUUCUCCACUUCCCCGCGUUACCUAGUACCUACCUAGGUACCCAUCCUGUAAAAUGCACAUCGCUUAUCCUUUCCCUCUUCCCAUGUAGCAAUCGUAGCAAUCGUAGCAAUCGUACUAAUUUGUAAUCUUCAACCAACAUCGGAAGACGUCGUUCGAGAUCGUGAGAAUGGAGCACCGAAAGCCCUCCGAUGGAAGACGCCCGGUGACUCUUAUCGACCUGCUUCUCAUGUUGUAAAAGAGAAAAGAUAAUCCAAAAUGAGGUUCUCGUCUGUCCUGGAUGGCUCUUUGGGGUGUUUGCCAUAAUGGACAAACAUGCCUCAAUCCUCAUUCUAGGAGCUGGAACUUUUGGAAUCUCAACCGCUUACCAUCUUGCUAAGGCUGGCUACACCAAUGUUACGGUGCUCGAGAAGUCACCAACUUUCCCUCCCGAGCUCUCCGCCGGCAACGAUCUCAACAAAAUCAUACGCGCUGAAUAUGAGGACCCUUUCUAUGCUGAGCUAGCCCUGGAGGCUAUGGCAGCUUGGAAAUCUCCCCUCUUCGCGCCUUACUACCACGAGACGGGUUAUCUAUUGUGCAACUCCGCUGCAGCGUUGGAGAAAUCCAAGAAAUCCCUCCAGAAAUCCCUGGACUCUAUCCGGCAGCGCCCCGAGUUCAAUGAUAAAAUCACACCCAUUGUUUCGCGUGAUGAUAUUCGAAAGGUGGCCCCCGUCUUCGACGGACCUAUGGAGUGGAAAGGCUAUUUCAACAGCUUCGCCGGGUAUGCUUCUGCCGGCGACUCGUUAACGGCCGUGUAUUCUGCAUGUAUCGCAUUGGGAGUGACGAUCCACCUAAACUCACCAGUCAAAUUCCUGAACUACUCGGGGGAUGUCUGUACAGGCGCUGAAACUACCAGUGGCAAGUACUACAGCGCCUCUGCAACCGUGUUGACUUUGGGAGCAUCCCUUGGCUCCGUGCUACCGCAUAUAAAGCGUCAAGUUAUUGCCAAAGCCACACCGGUCGUCCACAUGCAGCUUACCCCUGAGGAGGCGGCAAAACUGCGCGGCAUCCCCGUCACCUAUGCACGGGAUCUAGGCUUUUUCUUCGAACCUGACCGUCGCACCAAUCUGCUAAAGAUUUGUCCAGCUGUAGCCGGUUAUACAAAUUAUAGCACACCGUCUGGCCUAUCGCUCCCGCCGGAGGACAACGAGUUCAUCCCCGCACAGGACGAAGUUGUGAUCAGACGGCUACUGCGGGAGACGCUUCCCGCAUUAGCAGACAGGCCGCUUAUUGGGAGGAGGAUUUGUUGGUGCGCAGACACGGCAGAUAGCGAAUAUGUGAUCGACUUUGUGCCAGAGAAGAAAGGACUAGUGGUAGUGACUGGUGACUCAGCACAUGCAUUCAAAAUGCUUCCUACUAUAGGGGGCUGGGUCAAAGACGUGUUAGAGAAAGGUAGACAAGAUAGCGCCAGGUGGCGGUGGAAAGAAGGGAACGAUGCGGAUGUGGAUAUAAGUUGGAGGGUUGGCAAGACUACAGACUUUAGUGAUGUUAAGGAGAUGCGAAGGGAUUCAGAUCUGCCUAGAAAUCAUGAACAGCCUUCCAAGGUUCUUUAAGUCGCAUUUCUCAUUCAAUAACUGAAGCCCCCGCUUCUCAUGUUUACCGAAGGAACCGGAAGACAUGUUCAAUAUUCCCAACACUGGCCAAUACGCUUCAUCU